AUGUGCGGCAUACAUGCUGCCAUUUCUCAGAAUACCACUGAUCCGAUAUCUGUCACAUUGGAGGCGUGUCUGCGCCGUCGAGGCCCCGAUCAUCUUGGUAGUCUGACCAUCAACCUCUCGGACAAUGAUGCGCAGCUGUACGUCGCCUUGACAUCAACGGUCCUGGCGCUUCGAGGCAAUCAUACAACAGCGCAGCCCCUUUUGGACCAGGACUUGGGGUCGGCACUGUGCUGGAAUGGCGAGGCCUGGAGGAUUCACGGCGAGCCUGUGAAUGGCAAUGAUGGCGAGAUUGUCUUGUCGAAACUGGCAGCGGCAAGUUUCCGCGGCCAGGAAGCUGUUCUUGAGACGCUACGCGCAAUUGAAGGGCCGUUUGCUUUUGUGUUUGUGGACAAGCCAAACAGGACUUUGUAUUACGGCCGCGACCGCCUGGGACGACGAUCGCUUCUUGUAAAGCCCGACUCACCAUUCCAGCUUUCCAGUAUAUCGGACGCGUCGUGUGCAGACUGGCUGGAGGUGGAGGCUGAUGGAUUCUACAGUAUCUCACUGACCACCAGUAGUUUUGUUUCCACUGUAAAGCCAGUGCGGCACGACUGGGACAGCAAUGCAGAGCUGAUUUCGGCGCUUGGCACAUUCAAUGCGACCGUACCAGAUGGGCCAAAGGCAUCGGCAGCAAACUCAGAAGCUGUCGGUAGACUCAGGAGACAUCUCUUUCAAUCGCUGCAGUACCGUGUGCAAGGCGUGCCCGUACCUCCUGGAGCAACCGAGCUGCAGGCUCGCGUGGCUGUCCUCUUUUCCGGCGGGCUCGACUGCACUGUGCUAUCCCGCCUUACGAAUGAGCUGCUUCCAAAGGAGCAAGAAAUUGAUCUUUUGAAUGUUGCCUUUGAAAACCCCCGAAUCGCCGCGCAGCAUAAAGGCAUCGAUGUUGAAAAGCUAUAUGAGAUGUGCCCGGACCGCAUAACUGGACGACAAUCAUUCGCAGAACUAGUGAAAUGCUGUCCCGAAAGGAAAUGGAGAUUUGUAGCAGUAAAUGUACCCUAUUCUGACACCAUAUCACAUCGAAACACUGUAGUCGGCUUGAUUUACCCCCACAACACAGAGAUGGACCUUUCGAUAGCCUUUGCGCUGUACUUUGCGGCGCGAAGCCAAGGUCUAGCACAGACCGGCAUCGACACCGAGCCUGUACCGUAUGCCACGACGGCCCGAGUUCUCCUUUCCGGGCUUGGCGCAGACGAACUGUUCGGCGGCUACUCGCGACACGGGAUUGCCUUUCAAAGACAGGGCUACGAAGGAUUGAUCGAAGAACUCAAACUCGACGUCGGACGCCUUGGAAAGAGAAACCUUGGCCGUGAUGACAGAGCCAUGUCGCACUGGGGUCGGGAAGUUCGCUUCCCGUUUCUCGACGAGAGUUUGGUAAAAUGGGCCAUUGAGAUACCAGUGUGGCAGAAAUGCGAUUUUGGAGACGACAAGGGUGGCGAGGGAGAGAUCGAGCCUGCAAAGCGCAUCUUGCGGCUCCUCGCCAGGGACCUUGGGCUACAUGCUGUGGCGUCAGAGAAGAAGAGAGCGAUACAAUUCGGCGCUCGGACGGCCAAGAUGGAAAGUGGCCGAACAAAGGGAACAACGCUCAUCGGUGCUUGA
Messenger RNA from Akanthomyces muscarius, 1635 nucleotides. RefSeq lists its product as uncharacterized. The transcript is spliced from 4 exons. Gene Ontology annotation, molecular function: asparagine synthase (glutamine-hydrolyzing) activity. Bases 1 to 1635 code for a protein of 544 amino acids. NCBI's taxonomy places the organism in Eukaryota, Fungi, Ascomycota, Sordariomycetes, Hypocreales, Cordycipitaceae. The record is from RefSeq and is a predicted model, not a curated record.